AUAAAAUAGAAAAAAAAUUUGAAAGAAAUAGAGAAGGUGCUGCGAAACAAAACCCGCCCCCUUCUUCGCCGUGUAAUUGUAAGGCGAAAAGCCACCCGAAUCGGUUGGCUUUGGUGCCAAGAGCUAAACCUCAGCAUACACAAUCUGCUUCUUUAUAUGCCGUCUCUCUGCAAUUCCCAUGGAACCCAAAACACAACCCUCAGCAAAUAAUCCUCCACCAAAACCCUGGGAACAAGCAGGUUCCUCUUCUGGCCCGGCGCCUUUUAAACCCCCGUCAGCUGGCAACACGAGUGAUGUAGUUGAGGCUUCAGGGACCGCGAAACCUGGGGAAAUUGUUUCUGCUUCUGAUAGGACUGCAGCUGUUAACAGGAAUUCUCUCGGGAGGCCCGUGCCCACAAGGCCGUGGGAGCAGAAUUACGGAAAUAACGCAUAUGGAGGAUAUGGUUCUACCAUGAAUUAUAAUUCUGGAUAUGGAUCUGGAAUGUAUGGGUCUUCUUAUGGUGGAAUAGGAGGAGGAAUGUAUGGAUCUUCUUAUGGUGGGGGACUUUACGGUAACAGUACGUACAGGGGAGGAUAUGGUGGUGGCAUGUAUGGGUCGUCCGGGAUGUAUGGAGGGGGAAUGUAUAACAGUGGCUUUGGAGGUCCAAUGGGUGGUUAUGGCAUGGGUGGUGGGCCUUAUGGAGAUCAAGACCCCAACAAUCCCUUUGGUGGCCCUCCAUCCCCACCUGGAUUUUGGAUUUCUGUCCUACGUGUGAUGCAAGGUGUGGUUAAUUUUUUUGGUCGAAUAUCAAUACUCAUUGACCAAAACACACAGGCUUUCCAUCUGUUCAUGACUGCACUUCUCCAGCUGUUUGAUCGCUCUGGUUUAUUGUAUGGAGAGCUAGCUAGAUUUGUGUUUCGCUUGCUUGGGAUUAGAAGUAAGUCAAAGAAGGUUCACCCGCCAGGUCCAAAUGGACAGCUGCUGCCUGGACCAUAUAAUUCUUCUGGAGAUGUAAAUUACAUUGAGGCACCAAAGGCUGCUCCAAGUGGUUCAUGGGACAAUGUUUGGGGAAAUGACUCCCCUCAAUGAUAUGGUGAAUUUAUUCUGCUAAAAGAGAUCGUCCAAAUACAUUGAAAAGAAGAGACAAAAGCAUUCCACAAGAAGAUACUGAAGCUACAAAGUCGUGUAUAUCCCAGAUUUUAAGCUCAGUUUCGUGUUCUCUUUGCUUGCGUUGGCCUUGAUUUUACUGGAAGGGAAUCUUAAAUAAGAUACCACCCCUGCAUUAUACCUUGUAUGUGUUUUCUUUGAAUCCACAGGAUGCUUAUAUGUGCUCCCUUAUAUGUAUUAUUUUGUAUCACAACGUAAUAUUUUACAACCUUAUUGAGAUUUUCUGGGGCCAUUUAAGUACGCUCCUUUUCGUGUA
This is a messenger RNA of Vigna angularis (adzuki bean), 1403 nucleotides long. RefSeq names its product peroxisomal membrane protein 13. The record is from RefSeq and is a predicted model, not a curated record. Gene Ontology annotation, biological process: protein import into peroxisome matrix, docking. Bases 179 to 1069 code for a protein of 296 amino acids. Gene Ontology annotation, cellular component: peroxisomal importomer complex; peroxisomal membrane; peroxisome. NCBI's taxonomy places the organism in Eukaryota, Viridiplantae, Streptophyta, Magnoliopsida, Fabales, Fabaceae. The transcript is spliced from 5 exons.